UCCGCCCAGGCUCGCUUGGACAGUGAGAUUGUCGAUACUGCAGUUGUUGUGGUGCAGUAAUGUCAAAGAUUUGUAUAACUAAACAUUCUGUUGUAAUGUUAUCCCUUUGGUGACUACUGCGGAUGGCUGUGUGUGCCAGGCUCUGCGGAGUGGGUCAGUCUCGGAGGUGCAGGCGGCGUCAGCGGCAUAAUCAACAGGAUCAGGGAAGCGACUCCGAUAUGGACGAGGAGGAAGGGGAGCGGAUUGUGGGUGAGACACAAUCCGUCACCGGCGGCCCGGAAAACUCUGCUGCGGCAGGGCCGAGUGUGGCCCAUGAAGCCGCUGCUGAAGCCACUGCUGACAGUGCAAGCCCCGUACCACCGAACCCGCAGUCCCUGUUGGAUCUGCCCCCAGAGAUUUUAGUGGAAGUAUUCUCAUCUCUCCCGGGCACGGAGUUACCAAACCUGGCCCUCGUCUGCAAGAAAUUCAGGCAAAUUCUCAACACGGAAACCAUCUGGAGAAGGCGAUGCACGGAGGAGUUUGGAAUGAGGGAGGACCUGCGCAAGAUGGAGGUGGUGGGUGUGUCCAGUCGGGAGCUCUAUGCCAAACGUGUGAACCCUCGGGUGAAGUCUGGCCGCUUUAUGAAGCUCCUACCGGACUACGAGCACAUGGACUACAGGGACGUGUACAGGCACUUGCUGCACCCAUACAGACACAUCCUGGGUCUUUGGCAGCCUGACAUAGGCCCGUACGGAGGGCUGCUCAACGUGGUGGUUGACGGGCUUUUCAUCAUUGGCUGGAUGUACCUGCCCCCCCAUGACCCUCGGGUCGAGGAUCCCAUGAGGAGGCGGCCACUCUUCCGCAUCCACAUGUGGGAGAGCAACAAGGUGGCGGUAGAGUGCAUGUACGGACACAAGGGCCCUCACAAGGGGGACAUCCAAACUGGGAAGAAGGAUGAGUUCUCGACUAAGUGCAACCAGACAGAUCAUCACCGCAUGCCAGGGGGGAGGCAGGAGGAGUUCCGCACAUGGCUGGAGGAGGAGUGGGGGAGGACACUGGAGGACAUCUUCCAUGAGCAUAUGCAGGAGCUCAUUCUUAUGAAGUUCAUCUACACAAGCCAAUACGAUAAUUGCCUGACGUACCGGCGGAUCUACCUCCCCCCCCGGGUGCCCUCGGACCUGCUGCAGCCGGGCCUGUUUAAAGGCACCUAUGGCAGCCACGGCCUGGAGAUCGUCAUGCUCAGCUUUCAUGGGCCCUGCGCCAGGGCCACCAAGCUUACUGGGGACCCCAAUGUCCCAGCAGGCCAGCUAACGCUUGACGUGGACCUGAACCGGCCUGUGUGCCUGCCGGACCUGGUGCACCAGCGCAGCAUAGAAGAGCUGUCUCGCCUGGUGCUGGGGAUGCACGAGGAGGCGCAGCGGGAGGUGCAGAACCCAGACGUGGCCCCCCAGGGAGCUGCUUCAGAGGGGGCUGUGGCUGGUGGUGCUGGGGCAGCGGGGCUGGAGUCGGCUAUGGAAGCCCAGUCAGAGAGCCCCCAGCCUGGGCCCAGUAGCAGCAGCGCUUCCUCAGAGGCCCAGCCUUUCGUCCUGCCUCUGGGGGUCAUGACCCGCAAUGAGGUUUACCCCCGAACCUGCAAGAUGUGCUUUUACGGAACAGGCCUGAUUGCAGGUCACGGCUUCACAAGUCCGGAGCGCACACCGGGCCUGUUUGUCCUGUUCGACGAAGACCACUUCGGCUUCAUCUGGCUAGAGCUCAAGUCGUUUAGCCUUUACAGCCGCCUGACGGACCGGCUGGCCCACGCCUAUGCCCCCGACAUGGAGCGCUUUGAGGCCAUGCUGCGCAACAUGCAGUCCUGGACAUCCUGAUGGGCCAGACAGACACAGGCUUACCUAGACCCCGUACACACAUCCUGAGUGUUGACCGCACCUGGAAAACAUUUGGGAACCUAGUUGUAACCUAUAACUAAGGCCCGUUGUUUUUUCCUGAUCAGGUUAUGUGGUUAGGCAAAACUCUUGGUCUUAAUUAUCACUCAUGUAUGUAUAUCUUUCCCCUAUAAAACCCCGAAAUGCUUACACACAGAAAAGCCCCAUAUUUACUAUCCCUGUAGAAUCCCUCUCUACUGUACACAGCUUCACAAUCCCAAAUCACCUCCACACUGUCCCACACAUUUCUGGCCCUGGCCAGAAACAACCUUUUGCCCUACCCCCUAGGCACCUGAAGUAUCCUUGCUCCCUGUCCCAUGUUUCCCCUCUUUUCACCUCCACACGACAUCGGUAUCUCUGCUGCGAUAUACCCAAAGGUCAUAUGAUAUGACAAAGGCUUCCUUAACAGCUGAUUGUUAUUAGUUUUUUAUCCAGAGAAGAGGAUUUUACUUUUCAUCCUACAAACCCCAGAACAAACGCUCUGUGCCUCUAGUUGUAAUGUAUACACCAUGUCUGUAUUGCCUAAUGCUACAGUGCCUUGCAAAGUAUUCAUCCCCCUUGGCGUUUUUCCUAUUUUGUUGCAUUACAACCUUUAAUUUAAAAUGAUUUUUAUUUUGAUGUCAUAAUUGACAUGCAGAAAAUGGUCCAAAUUGGUGAAGUGAAAUGAAAAGUGGUGCGUGCAUAUGUAUUCAUCCACUUUGCUAUGAAUCCCAUAAAUAAGAUCUGGUGCAACCAAUUACCUUCAGAAGUCACAUAAUUAGUUAAAAUAAAGUCCACCUGUGUGCAAUCUAAGUGUCACAUGAUCUGUCACAUGAUCUCUGUAUAUAUACACCUGUUUUGAAAGGCCCCAGAGUCUGCAACGCCACUAAGCAAGGGGCACCACCAAGCAAGCGGCACCAUCAAGACCAAGGAGCUGUCCAAGCAGGUCAGGGACAAAGUUGUGGAGAAGUACAGAUCAGGGUUGGGUUAUAAAAAAAUAUCUGAAACUUUGAACAUUCCACGGAGCACCAUCUCGCCAACAGCCAAUGAAAUUGCAGGGCGUCAAAUACAAAUCAACAGAAAUCUCAUAAAUCAAAUGUCUCAAACAUAUAAGUAUUAGGCACCAUUUUAAAGAUACAAUUCUCGUUAAUCCAGCCAUAGUGUCUGAUUUCAAAAAUGUUUUACAGCGAAAGCUCCACAAACGAUUGUUAGGUCACCACCAACUCACAGAAAAACCCAGCCAUUUUUCCAGCCAAAGAGAGGAGUCACAAAAAGCACAAAUAGAGAUAAAAAUUAAUCACUAAGCUUUGAUGAUCUUCAUCAGAUGACACAAUACAUGUAUGUUUUGUUUGGUAAAGUUCAUAUUUAUAUCCAAAAAUCUUACUUUACAUUGGCAUGUUACGUUCAGUAGUUCCAAAACAUGCAGUGAUUUUGCAGAGAGCCACAUGAAUUCACAGAAAAACUCGUAAUAAAUGUUGAUGAAAAACUUUAGAUACACUUCUCCUUAAUGCAACCGCUGUGUCAGAUUUCUAAAAAAACUUGACGGAAAAAGCAUAAUCUGAGAACGGCGCUCAGAGCCCAAACCAGCCAGAGAAAUAUCCUCCAUGUUGGGUAGUCAACAUUUAUUCAUAAAUAGCAUUAUAAAUAUUCACUUACCUGUGAUGAUCUUCAUCAGAAUGCACUCCCAGGAAUUGCAGUUCCACAAUAAAUGCUUGUUUUGUUCGAUAAUGUCCAUCAUUUAUGCCCAUUUAUGUCCAAUAGCUUCUUUUGUUAGGGCGUUUGGUAAACAAAUCCAAAAGCGCGAUCCGGUCCAUUCAGACGAAACGUUCAAAAAGUUAUAUUACAGGUCGAAGAAACUUGUCAAACUAAGUAUAGAAUCAAUCUUUAGGAUGUUUUUAUCAUUAAAGUUAAAUAAUGUUCCAACCGGAGAAUUCCAUUGUCUGUAUAAAAGCAAUUGAACGAGAGCUACCUCUCAAGUGAAAGUGUAGUCGAGGCUGUAGUCAGACCCCUUAGUCAAACAGCUCCCAUCUGGCACCCCUUCACAUGAGAAGCCUGAAACAACGUUCUAAAGACUGUUGACAUCUAGUGGAAGCCCUGGGAAGUGCAAAAUAACCCAUAUCCCACUGUGUAUUCGAUAGGGGUGAGUUCAAAAACUACAAAACUCAGAUUUCCCACAUCCUGUUUGGAUUUCUCAGUCUGUUAUACUCACAGACAUCAUUCAAACAGUUUUGUUCAGAGAAACUUCAGAGUGUUUUCUAUCCAAUACGAAUAAUAAUAUGCAUAUAUUAACAUCUGGGACUGAGUAGGAGGCAGUUCACUCUGGGCACGCUAUUCAUCCAAAAGUGAAAAUGCUGCCCCCUAUCCCAAACAAGUUUUAAAUCCAUUAUUAAAAAAUGGAAAGAAUAUGGCAACUCAACAAACCUGACAAGAGGGCGGCCCACAAACUCAUGGACCAAGCAAGGAGGGCAUUAAUCAGAGAGGCAACUAAGAGACCAAAGAUAACCCAGAAGGAGCUGCAACGCUCCACAGGGAGAUUGGAUUAUCUGUCCAUAGGACCACUUUAAGCCAUACACUCCAUAGAGCUGGGCUUUAUGGAAGAGUUGCCAUAAAAAAGCCAUUGCUUAAAGAAAAAAAUAACAAACAUGUUUGGUGUUCGCAAAAAGGCAUGUGGGAGACUCCCCAAACAUAUGGAAGAAGGUACUCUGGUCAGAUGACACUCAAAUGUAGCUUUUUGGCCAUCAAGGGAAAAACGCUAUGUCUGGCACAAACCCAACACCUUUCAUCACCCCGAGAACACCAUCCCCACAGUGAAGCAUGGUGGUGGCAGCAUCAUGCUGUGGGGAUGUUUUUCAUUGGCAGGGACUGAGAAACUGCUCAGAAUUGAAGGAAUGAUGGAUGGUGCUAAAUACAGGGAAAUUGUUGAGGGAAACCUGUUUGUCUUCUAGAGAUUUGAGACCGGGACUGAGGUUCACCUUCCAGCAGGACAAUGACCCCAAGCAUACUGCUAAAGCAACACUCAAGUGGUUUAAGGGGAAACAUUUAAAUGUCUUGGAAUGGCCUAGUCCCAGACCUCAAUCCAAUUGUGAAUCUGUGGUGUGACUUAAAGAUUGCUGUACACCAGCAAAACCCAUCCAAGUUGAAGGAGCUGGAGCAGUUUUCCUUGAAGAAUGGGCAAAAAUCCCAGUGGCUAGAUGUGCCAAGUUUAUAGAGACAUACCUCAAGAGACUUGCAGCUGUAAUUGCUGCAAAAGGUGGCUCUACAAAGUAUUGACUUUGGGGGGGAUGAAUAGUUAUGCACGCUCAAGUUCUGUUUGUCUUAUUUGUUUCACAAUAAAAACAUAUUUUGCAUCUUCAAAGUGGUAGGCAUGUUGUGUAAAUCAAAUUAUAUAAACCCCCCCCAAAAAAUCCAUUUUAAAUCCAGGUUUUAAGGCAACAAAAUAGGGUAAAUGUGGGUAAAUACUUUUGCAAGUCAUUGUAUGAGAAGUGAGUGGAAUUUCUACUAAAACUUAUUCUUUAAUGAUUUUGUUUGGAUGCAUGCUGUAUUUUCAGUUUAAUGCCACCUGUUUCCAAUACUCUUAUUCACAAUCUGAGACACUUGGUUUGCUAUAUAUUAGUGUGUACAUUGCUCUUAGUUUGGUUCACAGGUGGCAUUAUGGUGUUAGAAAAGAUCUCUGGUGCUUUUACUCUUUUCGUCACAUGGUCAAGGAAAAUAUAAUGUAUUACAAUAUUACGCAAUUGGGCAUUUGCAUAUCAGAAAUUGCUACUUUUUAUUUUCAAAAUACUUCUGAUGGAUAGUAUGUAGUAAAAUGCAAAUAUUUAAUGACUGGAUGUUUCAACAUAUUAGUAUUUUCUACAUGUUGGCAAAAAGCUUACGCUGUACUGUAGCUGUAUCAGCCAUUUGUAUUUAGACUGAUAGCAUAUUGCCCUAUUGGAUGCUUUUAACAGGAUGUUAUAAAGGUAUUGCAACACCCGUUAGGAUAAUGGCUGUUUGUACAACACAAAAUGCUAUUCAAGGUUCUCAUCUUUAUUCCCAUUUGGACCCCAGGAAGAGUAGCUGCUGCUGCCUUAGUAGCAGUGAAUGGGGACCCUACUGAAUACUAAAUCAAACUGUACAUUUACAUUGCGAAAAGUGUACGACUGUUCUUGGCAGUACAGUGGAUGGUUUUGUCCCAACUCCUCUAUGGAUUCCUUUCCUUGAUCCCUUUCCUUCAUGACCGGGACCGGAAGGGUUUUCCACCAUGUGGCUUUCCCCCCCAUCUUCUCCUGACGACAGGUCAGUGAUCAUGGAGGGCAGGACAUAAGGAAAGGAAGCUAAGUUGAUAGUAUUGAGACAGUCACUAACUCCGAGGCUCCAUUCAAAGCAGUUCUUUUGUAUCAGACUGCAGCUUUACUAACGUUUGGGGAAAAAUAAGCUCUAGCGAGAGUAAAGAAGUAAUAUAUAUAUUAAUGAAUGGAACCUAUUUAAUAAGCUUGUUUUAAAUAUUUUUGGGGACAGCUGUAGAAAUAUUUGCAUCAUUACUUGGUUGAUUUGAGUUUUGUAAGUAGCGCUUCUGUGGUCAGCUGUUUAAAUGAAGCACCUUUGUAAAUUGAGUCUUGCGCUUUGUAAAUCGUCAAUCCCAGAGGCACAACCCUGCUUGAAACUGUUAGACCUGUUGAACUGCUCACUCUGACUUCAGUUCUGCAGUUGAAGUGUCCUUUCCCUUAACAAUAAUAAAAAAGAAUAACUCA
Molecule: messenger RNA, 6607 nt
Organism: Oncorhynchus nerka (sockeye salmon)
Lineage: Eukaryota; Metazoa; Chordata; Actinopteri; Salmoniformes; Salmonidae
Product: F-box only protein 31
Exons: 10
Coding region: 123-1844 (573 amino acids)
Biological process (GO): SCF-dependent proteasomal ubiquitin-dependent protein catabolic process
Cellular component (GO): SCF ubiquitin ligase complex
Molecular function (GO): protein binding
Source: RefSeq, a predicted model, not a curated record